AUGUCUACGAGCACCAUCUCAAAAAGCAAUGCUUCUCAGCGCAUUGUUGCAACAACGGCUCCGUAUCAACUUUCACCUCAUCAAUCUUCAACUCAAUAUCAAUCUUCAACUCAAUAUCAAUCUUCAACUCAAUAUCAAUCUUCAACUCAAUAUCAAUCUUCAUCUAUUCGUCAACCGUGUACUCAAACCACCAGUUACUUUGCACCUGUUCGUUCUUCUCAAGGACACAAUCAACCACAUACAUAUGGUCCUUCCUACAACCAACAACGUGCAUCACCUUAUACUGUCAAUUCUCCUCGUAUGAAUCGUCGUCAAGGUGGUAUGUCUUAUUCCGAGCUGGAUACAGAACCUGUUGAUUUGGUCGACGAAAAUAUCCGUCCUGCUCAUCUUGUUACUAUCAAUCAAAAUGCACUCGAUAUGCUUGUUGAACGAUGUAGCAUGCUAGAAAAAGAGAUGCAAACAUUACAAUCCAAAACUGACAAAGUACUGAAAAUUGCACUUACUUCAACGAGAAAUGAACAGGAUUUUCUAACUACAAAGCCAAAAUCAAAACCAAAUCCAAUUUUAUGGAAUAAUCAGAAUUUACUUGAAAAACCACGCACAGCUUUGCCUACAACUUACUUAUGUUAUCUGGUGCGCAAAAUGUAUUCUGCCGAAGAAAUAAAAAGCAAAGUACCACAGCUACAGUCAACAGAUGGUGAUGAAAGAUUAGAUAAGAUUAAAGAAUGUUUGACGACAUUGUAUUUUUCACACGAUCCAUAUUUGGUUGACGAAUUUAUGUCAACAAAAGGACGUGAAAGUUUGCACGCUCAAGAGCGUACAAAGAGAAGUCGAGAUAAAUUGAAAGCAGCAUUAAGAUUGACUGACAAUAACAAAAAUACUGUGGGUAUUAGUUCAAUGAACAUGAACAAUAGCCAAGAGAGUCAAGAUAUUGACACAUUUGAUGAUAUUUAA
Messenger RNA from Didymodactylos carnosus, 954 nucleotides. NCBI's taxonomy places the organism in Eukaryota, Metazoa, Rotifera, Eurotatoria, Philodinida, Philodinidae. The record is from the annotation of a GenBank genome assembly.